Molecule: messenger RNA, 1104 nt
Organism: Trichoderma harzianum CBS 226.95
Lineage: Eukaryota; Fungi; Ascomycota; Sordariomycetes; Hypocreales; Hypocreaceae
Exons: 3
Coding region: 1-1104 (367 amino acids)
Source: RefSeq, a predicted model, not a curated record
AUGGCCUCGGAGUUUCCGGGUUUAAUGAGCCAAAAACCGAGCUUGGGGGGUAUCCUCUCUUCUACGGCUGGCAUCCGCGUGUCUCCUCUCCAACUAGGAGCAAUGUCGAUUGGUAAUGCGUGGUGUAGCUUUAUGGGCUCGACAGAUAAAGAGCAAUCUUUUAAGCUUCUUGAUUAUUUCUUUGAAGCCGGCGGCAACUUUAUUGACACUGCAAAUUGCUACCAAGAUGAUGAAUCCGAGACAUGGAUCGGCGAGUGGAUGUCGGCACGACAAAAUCGUGACCAGGUGGUUAUUGCUACGAAAUAUACUACCGAUUAUAAGUCAUAUGCUCUUGGCAAAGGGAGGACACCGAAUUCCUCUGGCAAUUCGCGACGAAGUAUGCACAUGAGUGUCCGCGAUUCACUCCUCAAGCUGCAAACCGAUUGGAUCGAUAUCCUCUACGUCCAUUGGUGGGACUUUACCUCCUCCAUCAAAGAAAUCAUGGAUAGCCUGCACAUUCUCGUUGAGCAAGGCAAAGUCCUCUAUUUAGGAGUGUCGGACACCCCUGCCUGGAUCGUCAGUGCGGCCAACGAGUAUGCGGCUGCGUUUGGCAAGACGCCGUUUAGCAUUUAUCAGGGCCGUUGGAAUAUUUUGUUGCGUGACUUUGAAAGGGAAAUUAUUCCAAUGGCCCGUCACUACGGAAUGGCUCUUGCACCAUGGGAUGUUCUUGGCGGAGGCAAGUUCCAAACGAGGAAGGCUUUGGAAGAGCGUGCGAAAAGGGGUGAAGGACUACGCUCUACACGCGACAAUGAGCAAAGUGAAGACGAGAGGAAAUUCAGCGAGGCGCUGGAGAAGGUUGCCAGAGAACAUGGCAUCGAGUCCAUCACGGCAAUUGCUCUCGCUUAUGUACGAGCAAAAGCGACCCGUGUGUUUCCUAUGGCUUUAAGCAUCAAGCUGUCGCAGGAGCAGGUAGAUUACCUGGAAAGCGUGAAGCCCUUCGAAAUUGGAUUCCCCAACAACUUCGUCGGGCCCGAUCCUCAUGUCACGGGUCAUUUCACAGGGCUCGCUGCAGCAAGCGCAGCUCUUGCGGUUGAACAAUCACCCAAACCAACGGGCCUUGCAUGA